Molecule: messenger RNA, 2525 nt
Organism: Phyllostomus hastatus (greater spear-nosed bat)
Lineage: Eukaryota; Metazoa; Chordata; Mammalia; Chiroptera; Phyllostomidae
Gene: EMB
Product: embigin
Exons: 9
Coding region: 156-1151 (331 amino acids)
Biological process (GO): dendrite self-avoidance; axon guidance; homophilic cell-cell adhesion
Cellular component (GO): plasma membrane; axon
Molecular function (GO): cell-cell adhesion mediator activity
Source: RefSeq, a predicted model, not a curated record
UGCCCUGGGGGAGGAGGGCAGGACGGCGGGCCCCUCCCAUUCCGCCUUUUCUCUUGCGUCCAGCCACCCGUGAGUGUGCUCGGGGACUCCUGGCACCUACGGCAGUGCCCCGAAGGGCUGGCCUUGGCGAGGACCGUUCGGGACCCGCCGGCACCAUGCGCGCCCUCCCAGGCCUGCGGGGGCCCCGGGUGCCGCCUCCCCAGCCGCUGCUCCUCCUGUGCCUCCUGGCCGCCGUGCGCCCGAGCUCCGCGGACAGCCGUCCCCCAGCUUCAUCUAUUACAAGUCUACCUGUCCGAGAAGAAUGGCUGACAAGAUGCAGCAAUUUUUCCUUGGAGAGCCAUAACAUAUCACUGACUGAGCAUUCCAGUGCGGUGGUGGAAAAAAACAUCACUCUGCAAAGUCCGUCGAAUGUGGAACUCGCGUGCCAGUUCACGGCAUCCGGGGACCCGAACGCCGUGAACGUGUCUUGGACAAAGGAUGAGGAGCCCCUGAAGAGCGGUUAUUUCAUCAGAGCGGAGGACGGAGUCGUGCACACGCGCUACUUGUUCACCAUCAGUAAUAGCAAACAGUUGGGACGUUAUUCUUGUUUCUUUCAAGAGGAAAAGGAAAAAAGGGGCACAUUUAAUUUCAAAGUGCCUGAACUUCAUGGCAAAAACAAACCACUGAUCAAUUACGUGGGGGAUUCCACUAUCUUGAUAUGUAAAUGCCAAGGUUGUUGUCCUUUAAACUGGACCUGGCACAGUGGUAAUGGGAGUGUGCAGGUUCCUCUUGACGUUCAGAUGACCGACAAGUAUGUGAUCACUGGGACGAAUGUCAAUGAGACGAGGCUCAAGAUAAUGCACCUCUCUGAGGAUGACCAGGGGACCUACAGGUGCCACGCGGUGUUCCCACUGGGCGAGGUCGAAGACCACCUCGAGCUGGUCGUGCUGAGUUACCUGGUGCCCCUCAAACCGUUUCUUGCCAUAGCCGCGGAGGUGGUCGUCUUAGUGACUGUUAUCCUGCUGUGUGAAAUGUACACCCAAAAGAAGAAGAACCGCCCAGAUGACGGGAAGGAAUUUGAACAGAUUGAACAGCUGAAAUCAGAUGAUAGCAAUGGUAUAGAAAAUAAUGUCCCCAGGCACAGGAAAAAUGAAUCUGUGGCCAGCGAAUGAGAAGCGUCACGCCAACAGUCAUGGGAAGACGGACAGAGAAUUUGUAUUCCUGCUCUGUCUGUGCUUCCUGUUAAGAACAUCUGAGUUUUUAUCUUUUAAAAGAAUAAAGAGUUUAAGCAGCAUGUCCAGCAGCAGCUUCAUGAAUAACAGAUGCUAUCUCAGACCUAAAGCUGUUUUUGUUCUGUCAUUAUUUACAUAAAAGUGAGGUAAAUUGUAUUAAAUAUGUUGUAGGAGCUCUAACCCAGGAUAAUAAUCUCAUCCGGUCCUCAGGGGACACAGACCAGACACCAGCAAAACCAGGUAAUAGUUCAUAGAGCUACUGUCACUCAAGACCUGCUUACAACCAAAGAAUUCAUUAGAAAGGAAGCCUUUGCCAUUUGCCUUGAAAAGUGUUUUCCCUAAUCGUGCUUACUGUGUAAAAAACUGCAGUAAUAGUCGUGUAAAGUUCAUCCUCCUGUUACCUUGAAGGAAAGUGUGUCAUGACUCCGAAGUGAGUACUUUCUGCCUUUGCUGCUGACGGUCACUCUCCGCAGCCACAAGAAGAACGCUGUUUUCCUCCAAACGUCCUGGUUUAGGGCGAGGAAGUAGAACCAUGCACUUCCCCAGCCUCCGUCACCACCACGGCAUCUGCCCCAGUCCGUACUCUGCGCAUCUGCGCUGCUUCCCCACAGCAGCCAGAGUGAUUCUUAGCCUUUACCAAGAGCACUUCUUUAAAGCCACGGGUUUCGGAUUUCCUAAGUCCACCGAGUACUGAUGCGGUUGGGCACAGGGCCAUGUGGUCAUCACGCAGCCCUGCUACGAGAAUGCUUGCGAGAUUCAGGGUUCCCUGGCGUCUUGGGGCGCCUGGUCGCCUGGUGUCCAUGGCUGGCUCAGUACCUAAAAAUGCACUGUUCCUGCUUACCAUCCUAACUCUUCUGUCCAAAAUCCACAAGUGCUGGAGUGCUUCUGCGAUGCUGCAAACGCCUUAGACUUUUCUUCAGGGAUAGACUACGUAGUAGCUCUUGCAUAUGUCACUGAAAUACUAUAAAAUCACUCUAACCAAACCAUGGGAACACUGAACAGACAUGGACAUUUGUCAGUGGCUUUGACAAGACCAUUAGAGUCCAGAACCCUGCUGCGGAAUACCGGAUUGGGUGGAGGACGAUGACGGGCAGGCUGCUGGGCGUCUUGGUGGAGUGGGUCCCGCUGCUCACAGACUGGCCGGAAGCAGAGGGAAAUUUGGGGUGCUGGCAAGGAGCCCACAGUUCUUGGCGACUGGGGGAUUAGAAUGCCAAGAAGGGGACUUUAAUGAGUUAAAAAAACUUUAUAGAAAUGUAUGCUAUGUGUUGUCUGAGAAAAUUAUAAUAAAAUCCUGGUAGUGGCAUUUAUAAUUUA